AUGGGUAAAGCCGACUACUUGAACAAGAUACGUAAGCCAAAAAAGGUUGAGCCGACGUCAUUGUCCCCUACAUCAAGCGUGACAGUGCUGCAUCAGCGGAUUAUUCCAAAGGCAAAUGAAAAUCAAAACGAGGCGAAAGAAUUAACAAGAACAAGAGAGUCACACAAGGGAUUCAAACGAAUUGACAAUGGUGAAAGAAUAUCGCUGGUAGCUUGCGAGAAAGCCACUGAGCGUGAAUCUACGCUGGCGACGAUAUAUCGUGAUCGAUCUGGUAAAAAAAUUGACAUCCACGAAGUGCAGCGCAGGUUAGUUGCCAAGCAGGUCGAGAUUGAGCAAUCCAAUUGGAGGGACAUACAAACUUGCGAGCAGGACAUUUCAGCUACUUCUCUGUCGAAGCAAGUGAUACACCAUCAGAGGCAACAAAAUUUAUUGCUCGAAGAUCCUAUGGCAGAUAUAACAACACCAGUGCGUACGGAAUUGACUCUGCUUGAAUACAAAAAGGGCGUCAAUAUUCCGAAUCGAUUUGGAAUAAAGGCUGGUUGUUUUUGGGAUGGUGUUGAUCGUGGGAAUGGAUUUGAAACUCUAUUGUUGGCAAAAAGGACUGAGUUCAAGUAUCAAGCGAAGGAAAUGACCCAGUACAGUAUGAACGAUGAAUAUGACGAUAUUUAA
Messenger RNA from Diutina rugosa, 669 nucleotides. RefSeq lists its product as uncharacterized. NCBI's taxonomy places the organism in Eukaryota, Fungi, Ascomycota, Pichiomycetes, Serinales, Debaryomycetaceae. Gene Ontology annotation, biological process: mRNA splicing, via spliceosome. The transcript has a single exon. The record is from RefSeq and is a predicted model, not a curated record. Bases 1 to 669 code for a protein of 222 amino acids. Gene Ontology annotation, molecular function: RNA binding. Gene Ontology annotation, cellular component: RES complex; U2-type spliceosomal complex.